Messenger RNA from Closterium sp. Naga37s-1, 684 nucleotides. The record is from the annotation of a GenBank genome assembly. NCBI's taxonomy places the organism in Eukaryota, Viridiplantae, Streptophyta, Zygnematophyceae, Desmidiales, Closteriaceae.
AUGCGCGUAGGGCCUAGUCAUCCCUCUACAUUGAUUGGUUGCCUGGCCGCCAGACUUGCAGUGGUGCUUCAGGAAAAGGGCAAGCCCAUCGCCCCUUUGCUGCGUGUAUGCGUCCAUGCUCCACCCAUCCCCGUUCACUCCCUGCCUUCGCACCUCCUGGGCGUCCCGCCUCUCCUCCUCCCUGCCUCCCUCCCUGCCAUACAGGUGCUAGGUCGCCUGGCGUCACGGCUGUCAGUGGUGCUACAGGGGAAGGACAAGCCCAUCUACUCGCCCAGCAUCGACAAGGGCGACGUGUGCAUCGUGGUGAACGCAGAUAAGAUUGCAGUGACGGGUGACAAGAUGAAGCAGAAGACAUACAGAUGGCACACAGGUUACAUCGGAGGGCUGAAGGAGCGCACUCUCAAGGACCAGAUGGCGAAGGACCCAAAGGAGGUCAUUCGCAAAGCAGUGCUGCGCAUGCUGCCUCGCAACCGACUCGUUGAUCCACGAAUGACGAAGCUGAGAAUAUUUGAGGGGGACAGUCACCCAUUCGGAGACAUGCCUGUAAGGGAGGAGGCAAUGCCGCUAAGAAAUGUGAGGGAGAUGCGGCCCAGGGAGAGACGGGCCGCUGAUAAAGCCGCUCGUGCUGCCACUGCCAAGGGCCUUGGUUCAACUGAGCAAGCAAGAGCAGCAGGGGAAGCGUAG